Messenger RNA from Elaeis guineensis (African oil palm), 1151 nucleotides. RefSeq names its product ubiquitin carboxyl-terminal hydrolase 3. Gene Ontology annotation, cellular component: cytoplasm. Gene Ontology annotation, molecular function: cysteine-type deubiquitinase activity. The record is from RefSeq and is a predicted model, not a curated record. Gene Ontology annotation, biological process: ubiquitin-dependent protein catabolic process; protein deubiquitination. NCBI's taxonomy places the organism in Eukaryota, Viridiplantae, Streptophyta, Magnoliopsida, Arecales, Arecaceae.
AAGCCGCCACGCAAAACUCGCCCCGUGCGUUUAUAUAGUCGCUCGCUGUCAGUUGGAUUCUUUUACGCAACCUGGCCGACACGGAAGCCCGAUGGCGGCAUCGAGCAAGAGAUGGCUUCCCCUCGAAGCUAAUCCCGAUGUCAUGAACCAGUUCAUCUGGGGACUCGGCGUUCCCGAGGAGGAGGUGGAGUUUAACGAUGUUUACGGUUUGGACGAUGAGCUCUUGGAGAUGGUUCCGAAGCCCGUCCUCGCGGUGUUGUUUCUUUUCCCCCCCUCUACACAGAGUGAAGCUGAGAGGGAAGCUGACGGAGAACAAGAUUCGACUGAGAAGAAGUUGCAGGAGCCAAAUAAAAAUGUGUAUUUUUUAAAGCAAACAGUUGGUAAUGCUUGUGGAACCAUUGGUAUUCUUCAUGCUAUAGGGAAUGCAACAUCUGAAAUUAAACUAGUUGAGGGCUCAUAUUUUGAUAGGUUCUACAAGUCAACGGCUAACAUGGAUCCAUAUGAGCGUGCUUCUUUCCUUGAAAAAGACAGAGAAAUGGAGGAUGCCCAUUCUGUAGCAGCUACUGCUGGGGAUACAGAGGCUUCUUUAAAUGUAGAUGAACAUUAUAUUUGCUUCACAUGUGUUGAUGGGGAGCUUUAUGAGCUUGAUGGGAUGAAGUCUCAACCAACAUCUCACGGUUCCUCAUCACCUAGUAGCUUGUUGCAGGAUGCUGCAAAGGUUAUAAAAGCUAUGAUCCAGAAAAAUCCUGACUCGAUGAACUUCAAUGUCAUGGCACUCUCAAAGAAACAAAGUAAUUGACACUGAAGCCAGUCAGCAUCCAGUUCAUCUUUCCAUAUGAAAGUCCAUAUCUGGCGGCAUACUAUCGUUUUUUACGGGGCCCUCUCAUUAACUUAAUAUCAUUGUAAUCGUCCAUGAGUUGAUAGAAAUCUUUACCAAAUGGCGAGGGUGUCCUGAAGUUUGCAGUGAAGCAGUCAGUGCUGCUGUUUUGAUUACCGUGCCAUGCCAGUACAUGUGCUGGUACUCUCAAACAUUUGUGCUUAAAAGAUUUUUAUCUCCAUGUCAUGAUAACGUGGAGGCAGAAACCGAGCUGCAAGAACACUAGAGGGGUAUCAUUACUUUACGGUCAAGCCUUGCAUUGCAGUUCUACUCC